Molecule: messenger RNA, 1800 nt
Organism: Actinia tenebrosa (Australian red waratah sea anemone)
Lineage: Eukaryota; Metazoa; Cnidaria; Anthozoa; Actiniaria; Actiniidae
Product: acid ceramidase
Biological process (GO): fatty acid metabolic process
Cellular component (GO): lysosome
Molecular function (GO): fatty acid amide hydrolase activity; N-acylsphingosine amidohydrolase activity
Source: RefSeq, a predicted model, not a curated record
UGGUUCACCGCGACGUUUGUUUGAAUAACACAGGUAUCCCAACAAUCCCCUGUCACUCCGAUCACAUGAUGCUCUCGUGUCGAUGAAUUAGCUCGUGAUUUGACACACAUCGACACAAAUCCCGUGGAACUGUUGAAGAUGGAGAAGUUAGUAGUGUCGAUCAUCCUUCUUCUUGCAUUUUCAACGUGCUUAACGUCGGCCUUCAAGAUUUCCAGUCAGUCUUGCGAAAAUGGGCCAUUUCCACCAUCGGACAGUCCACAAGUUCCUACAGAAGUUAUCAAUUUGGACGUGAGUCCUGGAGACAGAUAUAAUGACUUGGCAGCCAAGAAGGACAAACAAUUACAUGCGUUACUGGACUAUAUCAAGAAUUUUACUAGUUUUAUUUUGAAUGGUAAACUCUUUGGUAUCAUUGACAAGGAUUUGGCACCGCUUGUUUACACUCUUCCAUCUCCAUACAAAGAAGAAAUAAUUGGUCUGAGUAAAGCUUCAGGGAUCCCUAUAGGUGAAGUGUUGCUCUACAAUAUUUUCUAUGAGAUUUUCACAGUGUGUACUUCUAUUGUUGCCCAAGACAAGCAAGGGAAACUGUAUCAUGCCAGAAAUCUAGAUUUUGGAUUAUUUCUAGGAUGGGAUAAUAAAACAGAUACAUGGUCACUGAGUGAAGUUCUUCGUCCUUUAGUAGUCCAGUUAGAUUAUAGGAGAGGUGGAAAGACUUUGUAUAAGACUGUAACCUUUGCUGGAUAUGUUGGAGUAAUAACAGGUUUGAAACCAGGUGUUCUUACCUUGACUCUUAAUGAAAGAUUCAACAUCAAUGGUGGUUAUAUUGGUAUGAUAGAAUGGAUUCUUGGCAAGAGAAGUGCAAAGUGGACAAGUUUUAUCACCCGAGAUGUCUUGGAGCAGGCCAGCAGCUAUGCAGAAGCCCAUGACAUGCUGGCAAAUACUGAAGUAUUGGCACCAGUGUAUUAUAUUCUGGGUGGUAACCAGUCUGGUCAGGGUGUGGUGUUAACUCGCGAUCGAACUAAGAACCUGAAGGAGAACAGUCUUGACCCUAAGAAUGGCAAAUGGUUUGUACUUGAAACCAACUAUGAUUUUUGGGAACCACCUUUGGUGUUUGACGACAGAAGGACUCCGGGAACGUAUUGCAUGCAACACGGUGGACAAAAUGCAUUGUCGAUGAAGAGCCUCUACAACGUGCUUUCAACACAGCCAGUGUUAAAUAAGCUGACAACGUAUACUGUUGUGAUGCAGGCCAAUUCUGGGGAAAUGAUGACGUACAUCAGGAAUUGUCCCGACCCUUGCUUUCCUUGGUAGAAGAAUACAUCAAAUAUUACUAUCUGAACUGAAUGAAAAAAUAAGUAAAUUUAAAUUCGAAAAUUAUGAAAAAGAUAAAGCAUGAAGUAGUAAUCUUUCAAAAGCAGCAACAACGAUAAUUAUUGCCUAAAUUGAAGCCUUUUUCUGCACUACCAUUGCCUGACCUACGGUUGAAUUAUAUGGUAGAUGUUUUCUAGCUACUAAUGGCUAAAACAUGUUGCAGUAAAAAAUUUUGCUGCUCAUUAUUUAUUUUUCCUCUUGGUAAAUGUUCAUUACAGACAUUGUUGCAGCUAAUUUCCACCGUUUCUCAUCAGUACUUUUAUGUUUUUUUUCUACCGAUGGUUUUGUUACAAGAAAUGUCAAUAUUUUAUAAUUCCAACUCCUACUCAAGGUUUUUUCACAUUAAUCAUGAAUAUCAAAUGAUAUAGUAUUUGUAAACGUGUAUAUGAAGGCACUACAAUUUGAUAAGAAAUAAAAAUACGAGAAGGUAAA